Quercus lobata is the source of this 3876-nucleotide messenger RNA. Its product is annotated as probable disease resistance protein At1g59620. The transcript has 2 exons. Gene Ontology annotation, biological process: defense response to other organism. The record is from RefSeq and is a predicted model, not a curated record. Gene Ontology annotation, molecular function: ADP binding. The coding region runs from base 80 to 3736 and encodes 1218 amino acids. Lineage: Eukaryota; Viridiplantae; Streptophyta; Magnoliopsida; Fagales; Fagaceae.
CUUUUUACAUUAAACCAACCGUACAACUCCAAUGAGUUCCGCAUAGCUUUUCUUCACAUACCAACAAAAGAGAGCACCCAUGGCCUUCUCAAUUUCAAUUGUAAUUUCAAUGCGUUUUCUUGCUUUUAUCCUCAUAGUCAUUGUGCCCGUGUACCUCAUUAUCAGAUGGCUUGGACAGGUGAAGGACAUUUUUGAGCAGGUUCAACGGGAUUUCAAGAUCUUGGAAGCUAUCAUGAAAGAUAUAGAAGAGGUUGCAGAAUCAGCGAAAAAAAUAGAUGAGAAACCCAAUCAACUUAGGGAUUCUCAACUAAAACCAGGAGCCACUGUACAACUAUCUGAUGCCGAGAGAGGCUGGUUUGAGGCAACCAAAACCCUGGUUGGCACGGUAAAGGAUUGCCGUGAAUCCUACAGGAGACUACAUGAAACAAAAUAUUUUCUGGAAUUGUUUUACUCUGGUUUCACUGGUUUCAAAAAAAUUUAUGACCUCAAGGCUGACUUGGGUUCGUGCAAUUCUCUGAUAAAUGAGCAACUUUGGAAGAAGACAAAAAUCUGCAAAUCAGUAGAGCAGUCAAGGUCAAUUGUUAGAAGCCUGAAAGACAGACCAAUAGAGGAGGAUAAAUCUUCCAUUUAUAAACGAGCAAAAGAAACAGUCUUUAUUGAAAAGAAAUUCAAAAGCCUAAUGGAUAAAAUGAAUCCAAAUUUAGUGCCGGAAACACAAAAGGAAAUAAAGUACUCAAUCCAGUUACCACUGCAUCUACUGAGUGCUUUCCUGCGAGAUUUGGAAGGGCAUACAUUGGAAAGCGAAACAGAAAAGGCCUGGGUGAAAGAAGCAGAGGAGGUCAUCUGCAAACUACAACAUCAGAUUGACCGCAAAACCACAGAUCUAUUGAAAUGGCUUCCGUUUUUAGGUAAUUGGAUGAUGGCAAAGGAUCUCCCGAAAAGCUUUGAGAAGAUCGAAAGACUGCUCUGGCUCCUCUUUUCAAAGAAGUAUGAGCUUGAUUUCACCUUUAUCCGAAGAGUUCCAUCAAAAUCUGUUGAUCGGACCCAACAUCAGAAAACUCAGGCCAAAAUCGAUGACAAGGAAAUUUUAGAAGUUCUAGACAAGUUUCACAAGCAGCUAAGUCAAGAACAACCCAAGGUAGCUUUUCGACUCAACGAGCUACCAGACUAUUUCGAAAAAGUGCACGAACUUCUCAAAGAUGCAAACCCAGUUGAAGGCAUGGACAAUUCAAGAAUGGCUUGGAAGGGUCAAAUGAAAAUCAUUGUUAAAGAUGCAAUUUGUUCUUUGUCUUCCUCCCAACCACAAAGCAGCAAAAGCCAAAAGGAGACAGAUCCUUGGCUAAAGUUCUCUGCGGAAACUGCAAGAUUGAAGAAAGCUCUCGAUUUGCUUGCCAUAAGCAUAAAGAUAUUUCACAUUGAACUAAUGAGGGAGACAAACUGGGUGGUCGGCUUGGAAGAAGACAUACAUGAAAUCGUCUCACAACUAACCACCAACAGUGCUGAGAAUUUCUCCACUCUCACCAGUGUGGGGAUGGAGGGCAUCACCAACAGUUUUGAGAAUUUCUCCACUCUUUCCAUUGUGGGGAUGGAGGGCAUCGGUAAGACAACUCUUGCCAAGAUGGUGUUUAAUAAUAGAGCUAUUCAGAAGCAUUUCGUUUACAGAUACUGGGUAUCUCUACCAGAUAUAACAGAUGAUAAGACUGAACUCUUGAAAAAAUUAGGAAAAGAGGUGCUGCCAGCUAAUGAGAAAGAUUACUCUUACAAGGUGGUGAAUGAGUUUUUGAAAACUAGGAAGUACCUUCUAGUUCUGGACAAAAUUCCCAACAAGGAAACCUGGGAUACUCUAAAAGAAGCAUUCCUAGAUAACGGAAAAGGGAGCAGAAUUUUGCUCACCACACGGGACAAGAGUGUAGCUUCACAUGCUGGCCUAAGUUGCAAACCGUACCAUCUUAGACUACGAACUAAUGAUGAGAGCCGGGCUUUGUUUGGGCAGAUGGUGCACUGUAUGGAUGAACCUUCUCAUCCUAAUCAUGAAACCUCUUCAGAAUUGAAAAAUCUUGGCAAAAAAGUUGUAAGAAGAUGUGGAGGCUUGCCACUUUCCAUCUUAAAUCAUGGCUAUCUAUUGUCCGGGAAAGAAGUGACCACUGAUGACUUGUCAAGGGUGCUUGAGCAUGUCAAUCCUUACCAAAGACCAUGGUCAGAAAAUUUGGAAAAAAACAAAAAAGACUUGCAUCCGUAUCUAAGUCAAUGUCUUUCUUACUUUGUGAAAUUUCCCAAAGACUCCGAAAUUUCUUCAAGAAGAUUAGCAGCUUUGUGGGUUGCAGAAGGGCUCGUAGAAGUGAGUGAUAAUAAGCCUCUUAAAUCUGUUGCAGAGAAUUAUUUGUUAGAGUUGAUAAGCCACAACUUGGUACAGAUACUGGAGAGAAAGAUGAACGGGAAUGCUAGGACAUGUGUCUUACCUUGUACUCUCAGAGAAAUCUGGUUGCGAGAGUAUCCAAGUUCUUGCUUAAAUGAGCAAGUAAUUUAUUAUUUUUAUGAAAAUGAUGUCAGAUCUUGUCAAGGCUUUGGUGGUAGCAAUUAUUCACCGAAUAUAUCACAAAGCUACAAAAAUCCCCAGUCCAUGGUCUGUUUUGAUACUAGAGAAGGAGAUAAACCUGGAGAAGAAAUUGGUAACUACCUUAAGAAAGGCAUUUCAAGAGGGCACCUCUUACAGUUGAAGGUGCUUGAUCUAGAACAAGCGUUCAAACCUCAGUUGCCAAAGAAUAUAGGAAAAUUAAAACAAUUAACGUAUCUGGGGUUAAGGUGGACUUACCUUGAGAGUCUCCCGGAAUCAAUUGGCAACUUAGUGAACCUUGAAAUAUUGGAUGUGAAGCAUACUUAUAUUCGCAUACUCCCUAGUUCAAUAUGGAAACUGCAGAAACUUCAAAACCUGUAUUUGAGCGAUUUUUGUCGGAGCAAAAUUGAUCAUCAACCUGAAAAGAAAUGUCAUCAACCCAAUAGGAAAUUUCUGCAAAAUCUUCAAAUUUUGCGAAGUGGAUUUGUAGAUGAAGACAAUCCUCUGAAGGAUGCCUUCAAUAUGAUGACAAACCUUCAGAUAUUAGAUCUGGCGUUCCAGUUGGAGUUGUCACAGCAAAAAGCAUUGGCAGAUAGUCUUGUGGAACUAAAGAAACUUCAAGAAUUGACGUUAAAAUCAAUCGAUGAAAUCAGUCAACCUCAAGAUCUCUAUGUGGAUCACUUGUCAGGCCUCAAAUAUCUCUCAUCCCUAUCUCUGUUUGGAAAAUUGAAUCAUCCAUCCACCAUCAUAAACACUACUGCACUCCCCCAAAGCCUGACUGAUCUUACUUUAUCAGCCUCUGGCCUUUCAGAUGAUCCAAUGCCACAGUUAGAGAAGCUUCACAAACUUGAGUGCCUUACUUUCUACUCUGCUUCUUAUACUGGGAAAAGCAUGUUUUGCUCUAAGGGAGGCUUCCCUAAGCUUCAAGUUCUGAAAUUCAUAAUGCUUCAGGAAUUGGAAGAAUGGCAUGUGGAGGAACAAGCAAUGCCGACCGUCAAGAAGUUGGAGUUCCGAUCUUGCAAGAAAUUGAAGGUCCCCUCCGGGUUGAUCCAUCUCAAGACCCUUCGUGAAUUGAAGUUAAAAAUGAUGCCACUUAAUUUCACAAGACAAGUGGAAAAACGCAAGGAGCAAACCUGGGAACAUAUUUCUGUCUUUCCGGUCUUAAUUAUUGAUUUGCAGUAGUCAAUGCUGAACGGAACUCAAGCUCCUGUCUAUGUUAUUGAGAUUGUCCUUCCUUUCAUGUCUCAAGCAACUGUUAGGGUCUCCAUGAAUGAGGGUACUAAGGUAUUUGACCAAUAAAUGGCAUAUGCUUGCAAUGCAAA